This is a messenger RNA of Scomber japonicus (chub mackerel), 1206 nucleotides long. Its product is annotated as parapinopsin. NCBI's taxonomy places the organism in Eukaryota, Metazoa, Chordata, Actinopteri, Scombriformes, Scombridae. Gene Ontology annotation, molecular function: G protein-coupled receptor activity. The transcript is spliced from 10 exons. Gene Ontology annotation, biological process: G protein-coupled receptor signaling pathway. The record is from RefSeq and is a predicted model, not a curated record. The coding region runs from base 1 to 1206 and encodes 401 amino acids. Gene Ontology annotation, cellular component: membrane.
AUGACGCGCUGUGAUGAUGAUGAUGAUGAUGAACUGUCAUCAGGUGUGAAGCUGGAGGCUGUUUGUCUCCCAACACAGAGCGGUGGACGCUGUAUAGUUCCGUCCACUUUGCAACGGUGGAGAUUGAGCUCAGCAGUGAUUCUGAACAUCUCAGUGCUGCUCAUGUCCAUGUUGGUGGUGAUGUACCAAUCAAAAACAAGUCAUGUGUACAGGAUCCUCAGUAGCAUACCAUGCAGGGAACCCCUUAAGGACCUGUGGGGCCACUUCAGGAAUUCUGGAGUGAGUGACUGGUCCAAUGAGACUUGGUUGAUGGAGCGUCCAUGGCCAGAGGCAGAGAGGUGGCUGCUGGUGGCUGUGUUGGGAAUAGAGAUGGUCAUGGGAGUUGUGGGAAACUGCCUCGUUCUUCUGGUCAAAAUCAUGUGCAGACAUCAGUUCAGCUGUCGUUAUUGGCUUCCUUUCAUCAGUCUGACCUUGUCAGAUUUAGGCUGCUCCAUCCUCAUUGUCUCCAGUUCCCUGUUGGCCAUGCUGACUGGAGGUCAAAGUUCACCAUGGUGUGAGGUUGUAAGCCUGUUGAAGUUUGCCUUCAUCACCUCCUCCAUAGGGAGCAUAGCCAUCCUUUGUGUACAGCGGCUGAUUGGUGUGGCCUCCUCGAGAAGUUGUCCCUUUGUUGUCAUGAUGACAGCAUGCUUGACUUCCUGGGUGACAGGGGUGGUGUUUGGGAGUGUCCCUGUUGUCUACGACUGGAUUCGGUACGAUCCUGCAGAGAUGCUGUGUGCUGUGUUCUGGGAGAGCACCUACUCAGACAUGUUGGUCUACAUUCUCUGUGCUUUUUCCAUCUGUAUCUUUCUCCCCUUUCUCUUCAUCGUCUUCUGCUCUCUGCUGAGUGCUGCCAGCUGCUGCAGGAGUGGAAACAGUGACGAUGAAGAUCUGUCUGCAGUCACUCCUCUGCUGGUGUCCUCCUACAUCCUCUGCUACACCCCCUUUGCUGUGUCUGAGCUGAUCCUUCUGGGGAGGAUGGACCUGUCCCCAGCACCUGACUGGCUAAGAACAUUUUCAUCAGUGAUGUCAUACUUGGACUGUGGUCUGAACCCUCUUAUCUACUGCUCCAAUCAGGACUUCCGGGAGGCAGGCCUGGCUCUGCUGUGGACCAACAGAAAAAAACCAUCAGAGCCUGUGCUCACUGCUAUCACUAAACACCACCUGUAA